AUGGACCGGCUCAGCGUGCUGGACCAACUCUUGCCAGAGCUCAGCGUUCUGCUCAAGCUGCUGGACCAUGAGUACCUGAGUGCCACCACACAGGAAAAGAAGCUGGCUGUCUCCACCAUCCUGCAGAAGCUGCAGCCACCUGCAGGGAAGGAUGUGGACUACAUGUAUGUCAACACAGCGUCCCUGGGCAAUGGCACCAGCUUCGUGGAGUCCCUCUUUGAGGAGUUUGACUGUGACCUGCGGGACCUGCAGGACAUGCAGGAGGAGGAGGGGGACACCAGUGACAGCAUUGGCAUGGAGCUGGCAAGGAACCAGACAGCCAAACCUAUUCCUGUGGAUCCUGCUCCUCCACUGCCCACCACUCCCCCUCCUGAGGAUUACUACGAGGAAGCGCUGCCCCUGGGCCCGGGCAAGGCUCCCGAGUACAUCACCUCCCGCAAUAGCUCCAGCCCCCCCAACUCCAUCGAGGACGGCUAUUACGAGGAUGCAGACAGCAACUACCCUGUCACCAGGAUAAACGGGGAGCAAAAAAAUUCCUACAAUGACUCGGAUGCCAUGAGCAGCUCUUACGAGUCCUAUGAUGAAGAGGAGGAGGAGGCCAAAGGCCAGCAGCUGACACACCAGUGGCCCUCGGAGGAGGCCUCCAUGAACCUGGUGAAGGAUUGCCGGAUCUGCGCGUUCCUCUUGCGCAAGAAGCGCUUUGGGCAGUGGGCCAAGCAGCUCACCAUCAUCCGGGAUGGCAAACUGCUGUGCUACAAAAGCUCCAAGGACCGGCAGCCACACGUGGAGGUGCCCCUGACCACCUGCAACGUCAUUUAUGUCCCCAAGGACGGGCGGCGCAAGAAGCACGAGCUGCGGUUCUCACUGCCGGGGGCCGAGGCGCUGGUGCUGGCAGUGCAGAGCAAGGAGCAGGCUGAGGAGUGGCUCAAGGUGAUAAAGGAAGCCAGCAGUCCAGCAGCAGGCGGGAUGGAAGCCCCCACCUCCCCAGUGAUGCUGUGCAAGAUGGAGCUGGACAAGCGGCUGUCCCAGGAGAAGCACACCUCGGACUCAGACAGUGUGGCCAUGGGUGACACCGGGUCCCCGGCCACCCGCAGAGAGCACGGCGAGCACGGGAAAGGCAAAAAGAGCGGUCUGGCUGACCUGAAGGGCUCGAUGAGCCGGGCAGCAGGGAAGAAAAUCACCAGGAUCAUCAGCUUCUCCAAGAAGAAGCCAUCCCCUGAGGACACCCAGACCUCCUCCACUGAGGAGGACAUCCCCUGCUGCGGCUACCUCAGCGUGCUGGUGAACCAGUGCUGGAAGGAGCGCUGGUGUCGCCUCAAGGGCAACACCCUCUACUUCCACAAGGACCGCACGGACCUGCGCACGCACGUCAACGCCAUCGUCCUGCGGGGCUGCGAGGUGGUCCCCGGGCUGGGCCCCAAACACCCCUUUGCCUUCCGUAUCCUGCGCCACGGGCACGAGGUCACGGCGCUGGAGGCAAGCUGCUCUGAAGAUCUGGGCCGCUGGCUGGGUCUCCUCUUGGUGGAAACAGGCUCCCAGACAGCCCCAGAGGCCUUACACUAUGACUACGUGGAUGUGGAGACCAUUGCCAACAUCGUGACGGCCGUGAGGCACUCCUACCUGUGGGCCAGCUCCUCCCAGGAUCACCGAGCAGACUCCUCUCGGGUGGUGUACGAUGAUGUCCCCUAUGAGAAGGUUCAGGCGGAGGAGGAGCCAGGGCGGCCAGGGGGGGCUCAGGUGAAGCGCCACGCCUCGUCCUGCAGCGAGAAAUCACGGCGGGUGGACCCGCAAGUCAAAGUGAAGAGACAUGCAUCCAGUGCCAACCAGUACAGGUACGGCAAGAACCGGGCCGAGGAGGACGCCAGGCGAUUCCUGACGGAGAAGGAGAAGCUGGAGAAGGAGAAGGCAGCGAUCCGCAGCGAGCUGAUGUUGCUGCGGAAGGAGAAGCGGGAGCUGCGGGAAGCUAUGAAGGGCAGCACGGGGCCGAGGCUGCAGGAGCUGGAGCAGCGGGUGGCGGGGCUGGAGGAGCGGUGCCGGCAGAAGGAGGAGUCUCGGGUCGAUCUGGAGCUCAAGCUGACCGAAGUGAAGGAGCAGCUGAAGCAGUCGCUGGCAGGAGGGCCGGCCUUGGGGCUGGCAGUGACCAGCAAGGCUGAGAAUGGGGAAACUACAAAUAAACCAAACGGGACCCACCCUGAGCACCUGGUCCCUGUGAACUGUGCAGCAGAGCUGAGGAAGAGAAGCCCCUCCAUCAUCCCAGCCAACACGGGGAGCGUGCUGCGGAAAGCCAAGGAAUGGGAAAAGAAGCAGACUUAAGUCAGGCUGCCAAACCCCGAACACACACUGGGGAUCACAGAGGAGCUCCCAGCCCCCUUUCUCCAAGACACUGGGAGGGUGCUGGGAAGGCGUGGUGGGAAGAGACGUUCUCCCAGUCCCCACCACUGCGGCACCACCACCACUAUAAACCCGGGGAAGGGGGCGGGAGGGGAUUUGGGAAGCGGGUGGGGAAGGGAGUUCCUUGUGGAUCAGGAUCACAAACUGCUGGGAAAUCCAGCUCUGGGGGGAGCCUGCCCCGGAGCCAGGAUUCCGACACAAACUCU
Molecule: messenger RNA, 2597 nt
Organism: Cinclus cinclus
Lineage: Eukaryota; Metazoa; Chordata; Aves; Passeriformes; Cinclidae
Gene: AFAP1L1
Product: actin filament associated protein 1 like 1
Exons: 19
Coding region: 1-2313 (770 amino acids)
Cellular component (GO): cytosol
Molecular function (GO): SH3 domain binding
Source: RefSeq, a predicted model, not a curated record